Caenorhabditis briggsae is the source of this 186-nucleotide messenger RNA. The record is from RefSeq and is a predicted model, not a curated record. The coding region runs from base 1 to 186 and encodes 61 amino acids. NCBI's taxonomy places the organism in Eukaryota, Metazoa, Nematoda, Chromadorea, Rhabditida, Rhabditidae. The transcript has a single exon.
AUGUUUCUUCUAAUUCUGUUUCUUACAUGUUGCUCUUUCGCUAGAAGGCUCUUCCUCUUUUUUCUCUACAUUAUUCAGCAGUUAGCACCUCUCUGUUCCAUGUAUUUCGAAUUCUUUGUUCAGUUCGACAUGGUACUUCAGACUCCUUUUUCUUCAGACCUUUCUAUAAAGAACAUUGAGCUCUAG